This is a messenger RNA of Mizuhopecten yessoensis (Yesso scallop), 2390 nucleotides long. RefSeq names its product probable ubiquitin-conjugating enzyme E2 7. The transcript is spliced from 6 exons. NCBI's taxonomy places the organism in Eukaryota, Metazoa, Mollusca, Bivalvia, Pectinida, Pectinidae. Gene Ontology annotation, molecular function: ubiquitin conjugating enzyme activity. The coding region runs from base 119 to 622 and encodes 167 amino acids. The record is from RefSeq and is a predicted model, not a curated record. Gene Ontology annotation, biological process: proteasome-mediated ubiquitin-dependent protein catabolic process; protein polyubiquitination.
UUUCAUGGGGUUAUCUCCCCGUGUCGCUCAGCUGAGUUUUCGGUAACUGCGCUUGCGUGAUAAGUCAUUUCCAGCCAUCUUCACCAUCUCCACUAGGUGACAAGGAAUAUUUCUUCUUAUGGCCAACGAUCAGGCAACUAUUUUACUCCGAAGACAACUUGCUGAGUUAAACAAAAAUCCUGUGGAGGGAUUCUCAGCAGGCUUGGUCGAUGAUGAUGAUAUAUUCAAAUGGGAGGUCAUGAUAUAUGGCCCACAAGAUACUCCAUAUGAGGGAGGAUACUUUAAGGCACACCUCAAUUUCCCUAAAGAAUAUCCUCAGAAACCUCCAAAGAUGAUUUUCAUGUCGCCGAUGUGGCAUCCAAAUAUUGGAGAAGACGGGAAUGUGUGUAUUUCUAUUCUGCACGAGCCUGGGGAUGAUAAAUAUGGAUAUGAAACAGCAGCAGAAAGAUGGUUACCGGUGCAUACUGUAGAGACAAUUUUACUUAGUGUUAUCUCAAUGUUAGCUGACCCCAAUGAUGAAUCACCAGCUAAUGUAGAUGCUGCAAAAAUGUGGCGAGAGGAACCAGCAGAAUUUAGGAGAAGGAUAACGCAAUGUGUGAGAAAAAGUCAGGAUGAUUUGUGAUAGGGAAUAAGUAACAGAUUUUUUUCUAGCCAUUGAUGAACAUUACUUGAGCCUGAGUUGAAUCAUCAUCAUUGGGGAGUGUCACCAGCUGCCCAGACCGAAGAUUUUUGUGCAACAAUCACUUGGAGGAAUAACAUCUGCCAUUCACUCCUCCUGUCUCAGGAUUUUUGAAGCAAUUAAAAUUUUACAUAGAAAAGUUGCAAGUAGAUUUUUCACUCUGGUGUCUUGCAUAGCAAUUAAUUAGGUCAGGAGAAGCCUGGUUCUGAGUUUCAUGUGAAAUUGAAAGAAAUGUGAAGGAAAUAUUUAACUUCAAAAAGCGAAUGGAGGUGAAUUAUAGAGUACCUAUGUACCUAUUUGUAACUGAAAUAUUCUUUUAUUUGAAAGCACAGGGUCAAGCUGACUGAAAAGAAAUUCUUAGUUUUAAAGCCUAAUUCUAUUGAGAAUUUGUGAGAGAAGGCAACUACUGACGGUCUGCCUAGUCUAUAUAUACCUGCAUCUGAGAUUAAUAUUUUAAUCAGAUUUAGGCUUUCUUACUCUGAAGAUGGUAUACAAGCUGUAUGUAAGAAGUGAUAGAGAUAUAAAUGUUAUGCUUGAGUGGAGUAGCCUACAAAUGGUAUAUAUGCAGAUCUGAGCAUGUGGUUACUUACAGUCUGCAGUCGUGGAUGAAUGUUGCAUAUUUUUCAUUUUUGUGUGCAUGUUCCUUUUAUGAUAUUCACUUCAUAACCUCUGCAGUGCAGCUUAGCGGUGAUGCCAGUGUCUGAAUGAUGACGAAAAACUUGUUUUGUCCCACGUAGAAAAAUUCUACUAAGACCUAGAUAUUCAUAUUUCUAAUUCCACAACAUUAUCAGAUUCACUUUCUUUUGAAGAAAUCGUUAAAAUGUGUACUUUCUCCUUUCUAGCUUUUUUAUAAUUGCAAGAAAUUUGAACCAGUGAAAAUAAAAACCAAAAAAGACAAACUUAUGUUGAUGGCAAAAACUGUUGCCAUGUACAGGAAAGUGCAUUCUAUUCUUUAGUUUAAAUCAUGUUAGAACCGACAUGGUUUUGGCAUCUUAGAAAAUCGGUGACAUAUGUUAAUUUUCUUAUAACUGAAUUUAAGGACUUUUAAUUGCUCUUUAAAUAUUGAAAUAGUUAAAAUACUUAAAACUGAGGAAAAACAACUCAUUUAUUUAUAUGAAAACCUAAUGGAAUCACAGAGAAAUGUAACUUCAGAAUGCCGAAAUGUUAAAACCCGAAAUAGCUCAUCAACAAACACAAAUGUUUUAUUCAGUGUAUUUUCAAAAAUUGAAAAUUGAAAGUAUAGGGAUUCCAAAACAACAAAUAAAAUGCAUUGAUCAUUUUCAGAUUUUUUUUCAAUUGCAUUUUGAAAAUUUCCUUUUUUUAUGCUAUUUAGGCUCUGAACAAGCUGCCUGUGGCCCAUAUGUGGACACUUUCUCCUGUAAAGCUACAAUUGUAUUGUUUGUUAAAUGGCACAAGUUAGUUGAAGGUAUCAUCAGGUCCUUAAAACAUCUUUCUACACUUCAGUCUUUUAUUUAAUAUGCAAAGAAAAUAUAAUUUCAAUCACUGCCAGUUUACAAUGCAGCAACUUGAAGUAAAGUACAGUAUUUUUGGUGAUGUUAGAAAAUUUGUCAAACAGCAUUUUUAUGUCAACAUUUAUAACCUUAAUCCAUAAAAUACUUCCAUUACCUGUACUUCAUAAAUGUAGCAUCACUAUAUGUUUACAUAAAACAAAAAGAACAGUGAAACUAUGCAACACAGUUUAUACUUUGCA